UAUUUAUUCUAUUUAGAACACGGUGAGCUCAAACAUAUAUGUUAAUUAAAUGGAACUCGUCUUUAGCUGACGUCAUGAAACAAUGAAGAAGAAGAAGAAGAAAGGAACUGGGGACUGACUUUUUAACGGAACAGCGGAGCACUGAGAUAUCCCAGCUUCGCGAGGGUCCGUGAAGGGGAUGAAAACUUGGUCAACAAGCCGCCACUUGAGCAGCUUUCGGCUUUAUCCUGAACUUCUUCUUCUUCUUCUUAGUCCACCUCGACUACUUUUCCUUGUCUUUGUGGCUCGGGACCGCAGGUUGUCCUUCCGGUCCCCCGCCCGGUGAAGUCCUCCGGUCCCGGUUCCCGCGGUGCCCCCUGAGCCGGGAUGCGAGUCUCCAUUGUACGUCGCUGAGGUCCGGGAGCAGCUCCAUGCGGGCCGGCUAACAAAAGACACGCGCGGCUCCCUCCGGUUCUCCCGCUCAGGGCUCUGGUUCCCCGUGAGGGCGCUUUGGGUCCUCUUCCCACCGCCCCGGUUCUCCGGUUCGGUUCUUUGGGACCCGGUUGUCCUUUUCCCCUCUUUUUGUUCUUGCCGAAGAGCCUCGAGAUGCCGCUCCUGCACCGGAGAGCCUUCAGCCGCCAGAGACCUCCCGGGGACCUGCGGCCCGACGAGGAGGUCUUCCUCUGCAAGAUCACCCACGAGGUUUUCCGGAGCUACGACGAGUUCUUCGAGCGGACCAUCCUGUGUAACAGCCUGGUGUGGAGCUGCGCCCUGACGGGCCGGGCUGGCCUCACCUACCUGGAGGCGCUGGAGAGUGAGCGGCGGGCCCGGCUCAGCCUGCAGAGCUUCUCCCCGGCGCUGCUGGUGCCGCUGCUCCACCUGGCGGCGCUGAGCUGCCGCGGCCGGCUUACGGAGCUCUGUGAGGACGUCUACGGCUACGCCAAAGAUCGCUUCUUCCCCGGGGAGACGGUGGACGUCAACGCCGCCAGACAUGUGUGUGAGAUCCUGCAGGUGCACUCUUCUCACUCCAGCGCCAACGGCCGGCCCAAAGCUGCCGACCACGACACCAUCGUUAUCAGUGACAGCGACGAGGAGGCCAAGGCCUUCCAGAGUCCCUCAGCGCAGGUCAACGGCAGGAAGAAGAAGAAGAAGCCUCUGAGUCCAUCAGUGUUUAAGUACACAGUGAGGAUGGUGAGCGCCGAGCACACGGAGGCCUUCACUGUUAAAGCCAAUCAGAUCAGUCGCAGGAAGACCAGCGUAUCCAGAGAGAGGCUGAAGCUGCUGUUCAAGCAGCACUGUGAACCUCAGAGGGGCACCAUCAGGCUGAAGCCCUCCACAGUGGUGAAGUACCAUCUGUCUGAACAAACCUUCUCCCAGUUCUUCCCUGAUGAGCCCCCCCUCUUCCCCUCCAGCCCCCCCUUUAAAGGGGCAGGGCGGGGCUCCCCUGCUCAGACGAGCUCGUCCCUGGUGAAGGCCGUGGUCCAAGAGAAGCUGAAGCUGCUGCAGCAGAAGGAGGACAUGGCGGCUCAGGAACGGCUGAAGAAGAAGGAGGACGUGCAGAAGACCAGGAGGGACCGGGAGGAGCAGAGGAGGAGGUUUGAGGAGGACAAACGGAAGAGAAGGGAGGAGAAGGACAAGGAACGAGAGAAGCUGAAGGAGGAGAAGAAGAGAUACGCCGAGCGGCUGAAGCUGUGGAACCAACCCAGAGAAGACAUGGACUGUGAAGACCUGAAGGAGCUGCCCAGUCCGGUUCCAGUGAGGACUCGUCUUCCAGCCCACCUCUUUGGUGAAGCCCUGAUGGUUCUGGAGUUCCUGCGGGCCUUCGGCGAGGUCUUCGCCCUGAAGGACGAGUUCCCUGACGGAGUCUCUCUGGAGGUCCUUGAAGAGGCCCUGGUGGGCUCAGAUCCUGAGGGUCCUCUCUGCGAGUUGCUGUUCUUCUUCCUGUCGGCCAUCUUUCAGGCUCUGGAUGAGGAGCAGGAGGACUUGGCUAAAGAGCAGGCUGAAGACCUGUCCGAGGUCCUGGAUGAGGACUGUGCGUCCUCCCAGCCGGCCCUCAACACCGUGUCCUCGCUGGCAGCCUCGUGGUCCCCCCUGCACCAGGGCUGUGGUCUGAAGCAGCUGGACCUGGACAGCUGCUCUCUGUCUGAGAUCCUGCGGCUGCACAUCCUGUCCUCCGGCGCCGACUGUUGCCACGGCAACGCCAAGUUCCGCUACCAGAAGCAGGGCGGCUUCACGCCGAUGGACGACCCGUGUGCCGAGCUGCGAUUGGCAGAGCCGGCGCUACUGAGGAGGCUGACGAGCACCGCCGUGUACGACCUGUCGCCAGGGGAGAAGCUGAGGAUUCUCCAGGCUCUGGUGGGGAAGCUGCUGACGUUGUCCUCCAGCAGAGACCUGAUGGAGGACUGUGUGGAGGACCAGAGGUCCGCCAGGCAGGAGCUGAGGGAGAUCAGAGCGGAGGCCCACCGCCGGGACCGGGAGGAGGCGGCUCUCAGGGUUCGUCUCCGUAAAGAGGAGAAACUGAGGGAGCAGGAGCUGAGGCUGAAGGAGGCGAGACUGAGGGAGCAGGAGCUGAAGGGAGGACUCCACAGUGAACCUCCUGGAGGAGAACUCACUGAGGAAGACGAGGAGCAACGCAAGAAGACGACUGCUGUAGUCCACCAGAGGGAGCCUCAGAUGCCCUGUGACCUCAGAGCCCCCCCCCUCCUGAGUGCAGAGGAGCAGGAGAAGGUUCGAGAGCUGCAGGAGCGGAUCCAGAGGGCGGCAGCCUGCACCUGCCUGCUGCCGCUGGGCCGGGACCGGCUGUACCGCCGCUACUGGCUCCUCCCCUCUGCCGCCACGCUGCUGGUGGAGGACGACGGCUUCGGCCUGACAGAGGACAUGCUGCGUCCGCGGCCCGCGCAGGGCGAGGAGGAGCUGCAGGAGCCCAUCGAGAGGAGUGCUGGCUCAAACCCCGCCCCCCUCCACACCUGUGGGCCGCCAGUCAAUCGGCUUAACCAAUGGUUCUGCUACACCUCCGAGGAGCAGGUGGAGCAGCUGAUCGAGGCCCUGAACCCCCGAGGCCUUCGGGAGAGCAGCCUGAAGGAGGCGCUGCUGCAGGAGAGGGACCGCCUGGCUCACCUGAGUAGGCCCCGUGACACAGAGGAUUUGGAGGCUUCCCGAUCCGUCCCAGAAUGCACCUCUGCAGCUGAGACUCUAAUGGAGGGGAGACUGAGAGACCUGCUGUUGGACAUCGAGGACCGAAUCCACCAGGGAACCCUCGGAACCCUGAAGGGGAUGGACAGACAGGCGUGGCGCUCUGCGCUGCAGGCAAGAGACGACCUGCUGAUGAGCGGACGAGUGGACCUCAUGGAGGUGGACUCACCUGUCCAGCUGAGAGCCAGAGACGGGUACAGUCACAGGCUGCAUGAUCUGAAGUCGGACAGCACAGCGAGCAGCGGGUCUCCUCAGCCAAUCAGCAGCUUGGUACGAAUCCUGGCUCAGGCCCUCGCUCACAUCGAGCAAGGCAUCGAGAGGCGCUUCAUCAAAGCUCCGCUGGGAGACGAAGACUCGAAGAAAGACCAGAAGAACAAGAAGAACAAGAAGAAGGACGAGGACCAGGCCAGUGAUGACGGCAGUGACAGCAGCCGGGUCAGUAGGACUGUGUUGGAGCGAUGGAGGGAGUCUCUUCAGAUCUGUUCCAGUCUGUCUCAGGUGUUUGUUCACCUGUCCAGUCUGGAGAGAAGUGUCCUCUGGUCUCGCUCCGUCCUCAACGCUCGCUGUCGCAUUUGCAGACGCAAAGGAGACGCCGACAACAUGCUGCUGUGUGAUGGCUGUGACCGAGGCCACCACACCCACUGUCUCAGGCCCCGCCUCAAGGCGGUUCCAGAAGGCGACUGGUUCUGUCCAGACUGUCGACCCAAACGGAGAGCAAGCCGCAUCCCAUCCCGUCAGCGCUCUUCUGUCGGGGAGGAGGAGGAGUCGGGGGAGGAGGAAGAAGAAGAAGAGGAGGAAGAGGAGGAGGAGGAAGAAGAAGAAGAGGAGGAGGAGGAUGAAGAAGAAGAAGAGGAGGAGGAGGAGUCAGAGGAAGAGUCAGACGAGGAGAAGGAAGAAGUCGUGAGAACCAAGAAAAACCAGGCCCCGCCCCCUAAAGGUCAACAGGCAACACCCAAAGGUCAACAAGCCACUGCCAACAACAGCAUGCCCGCCUCGGCAGGGAAAAACACAUACGCCUCCAAGUCUUCAGGUAAGAAGGCCACACCCCCCACCGUGAAAGCCAACACGUCUGCAGGUAAAGCUCUGGCUCGGUCUGGGAGUCGAGUCAGCGCCCGUCUGAGCCACGAGAUCCUGUCACCAAACGGCAGGACCACCAAACCCUCACCGGGGCCGACGGAACCCUGCAAGAGACAGCAAACAGAUGUAGCUCCGCCUCUCAAACCCUCCAGACCCGUCCUUGCCCCUUCAAGCUCCUCCCCUUCAUCGUCCUCCAGCCGACGCUCCUCCGGCAGGAACUACGGCGUCCACGAGCUGUCGGCCUGCGAGCAGCUGACGGUGGAGCUCGUCAGACAUGAAGACAGCUGGCCCUUUAAGAAGCUGGUGUCCCGGACUCAGGUGCCUGACUACUAUGACAUCAUCAAAAAGCCGAUCGCUCUGAGCACCAUCAGAGAGAAAGUCAACAACUGUGAAUAUCAGACAGCAGAUGGCUUUGUGUGUGACGUGGACCUGAUGUUCUCCAACUGUCUCCAGUAUAAUCCUCGCCACACCUCUGAAGCGAAGGCCGGGCGUCGCCUGCAGCUCUUCUUCCACUCGGAGCUCGACCGUCUCGGCCUAUCAGAGCGCAGCGCUCCGCCGGCUAAAGUCUCCCGGCACUAAACCGAACCUUGUGACCUCACCGCCGUAGCCUCUGCUCAUUGGUCUUUGACCCCCCCCCAGUGACAAUCAUCUCCUAUAUGACUGCAGGGGUGAAAGGUCACGACAUCCAGCAGCACACACUUGAUCAAUGUUUAGACCAGCUGAUCAAUGUUUAGAUUAGCUGAUCAAUGUUUAGACCAGCUGAUCAAUGUUUAGAUCAGCUGAUCAAUGUGUAGGUGUGUGUUGUCUUGCUCUUGGUGGAUAGACGGUGUCGCAGACAGGAGGGCCCACUCAGUGAGGAAAGGGAGGACCACUAAACGACGCUCAGCUUUUCUUUGUUUUCUCUCAGGGACGAAACGAUUAGAUUUGAAUAAACUCUUUCCUCCCGCAGCAUCACCAUAGCAACAGGGUUUCUACCAGUUUAGACCUCAUCUUCAUUUGUGUGUUAACAUGAAUACGAGUAAAAUAAAUGAUAGUCAUGAGAUCAGCCUUAAAGGGACAGUUACCAUUAGUCUUUCACUUGUGUGUGUGCAUUGAGGCUUAGCGUAGCAUAGCUUAGCAUAAAGAAGCACUGUUCCUUUAAGACAUGAAACUGAGUGGUUUGUAGUUGCUAUGUAUUUUGAGUUCACCAUGUUCUUCUGUGGUGUUAGUGUGUCUCUGUCUCUGUGUCUAUGUCUGUGUGUGUGUGUGUCAGCUAUACACUGGAGCUGUGUGUUCAUUAGUUGUGCGGCGGCUUUAUUUAAGAUAGUUUUCUGUUCAAGUAAAAAAUAAAUUGAAUUUUAUACCCAA
Messenger RNA from Pseudoliparis swirei, 5595 nucleotides. It is a transcript of the gene baz1a, whose product is annotated as bromodomain adjacent to zinc finger domain, 1A. The record is from RefSeq and is a predicted model, not a curated record. Gene Ontology annotation, biological process: chromatin remodeling. The transcript is spliced from 29 exons. The coding region runs from base 586 to 4827 and encodes 1413 amino acids. Lineage: Eukaryota; Metazoa; Chordata; Actinopteri; Perciformes; Liparidae. Gene Ontology annotation, molecular function: protein binding.